Molecule: messenger RNA, 1707 nt
Organism: Halichondria panicea
Lineage: Eukaryota; Metazoa; Porifera; Demospongiae; Suberitida; Halichondriidae
Exons: 5
Coding region: 476-1183 (235 amino acids)
Source: RefSeq, a predicted model, not a curated record
AGCAGAAAAAACCAGACCAGACCAGCGGAAAACAAUAUCAUACUGAAGCAAGGGACAAGAUGAGAAGCAGCACACUGUCUAUAUUAUGUUCUUUGUUGGUGCUCCAGCAGCUGGUGUCUGGACAGCAGUGUGGUACAGUCGGUCGUGUGGGCAGUACAAGGACUGGUGAUAAUAGAGCACGGGAUCAGUUCUUCAUUGAUCGUGGUAAUCGUGCUGGAUGUGCUGGGAUGAUCACCUCACUCUCUUACUGUUUCCAUCGACCACCAUUGACUGCUCCAGUUGCUAAUGAAUUCCUGACUAUACAAUUGCUGUGUACAGACCAGCGAGUACCAAUGCAAAUGAGAAGGUAUUUACUGUAGUUUCUUCACCGAUCACAAUAACAAAGUCAGCUACAGAGCUUUACACUGAAUUAAACGCUGCUGCUGAUACUGACUUGUUUGCCUGCUCUGUAUUUAACCUACCACAAGUAGUACCCAUGGCGACUGGUGAUGUUCUUGGAGCGUGUGUGUUUGACCCCCCUGACACUACAAGUGGUGUCAUUACCUAUCGCCUUGAUAUAGUCAGUAGAGCUGCUGGUGGUAGUGAAAACAUUGUGAGAACUAAUUCACAGCCCAGUGCCCCUGACGGCUCCAGUGCCACUACUGUGCCAGGUUCCUUUGAUGAAGGUAACUUUUAUGUUGAUAAUAGAACGAGCACUGACAGAUCUCUUCAUCUCUGGGCAAACAUAGAACAGAUUACAACUGAAGCAACUACAACUGAAGAACCUGGUCCACUGAUUACUGAUGGGGACUCUACUACUUCCACCACAAACCGAGGGACAACGAGUAACCCUGAUGCCACCACUGCACAAUCCAUUAGUGGUGGGGGAGGUGGUUCUAACGUAGCAACCAUUGCCAUUGCUGUGGUAGUUGUGCUCAUUGUUGUGAUUGCUUUAGUCGCCAUACUGGUGAUAGUACUUGCGCUGUUAAGGAAACGAUCGAAAGCAUUGCACUCAGUCAACUCUAUAGCAAGAAACCAUAUCAGUAUAAAAUCCAACGAGGCAUAUGGUGUUCAUGGUGAGACUCAAGACCCUGCCACAGACUACUACGAAAAUGUUCUUGAUGAGUCAAAAGCAGAAAAUGAAACUAACACGGAGGGGCCUCUCUAUGAAAGUGUCACAGAAUCUGGAGAAGGACAAUUAUGAACUACUUCCACUCAACAACCCAAUGACGUGACUUAUGAGGAAGUACCAGGACCUACUCACUACAAUGAUUCCUGUCAGCCGAUACCUUUGGAAAACAAUGAAGCUUAUGGUGUACACAACUCAUCAGAAGUGCCGGGUGAAAUGCUCACAAGAUGUUGAUCUGCUGAAGUCCAACGAGGCGUAUGGAGUGAGAGGGGAGGUGCAAGUUGCUGCUAUUAAUGGGACCACUGAUGCAGUGUGCUAUAGUUUCAUUGACUCGCCUGGUCAGCAAUCUGGAGAGACAGCCAGUGGAACUGAAAUUCAAAUGGACAGCAAUGAGGCAUAAUUUUUAUAUAUAGCACAUCUGAGAUAGAUAGACAAACUGAGGAAACUCUUGACUAUGAUUACGUAUAAACGAAUAGUGCUAGUGAUUUAUAUUUAUAAAUGUAGUAGUGUUCAUAAUUAUAUUGUUUAUAAAUUAUUAACUCCUUUUUGUUGCAUGACAGAAAAUAAUUUUUUAGAUCUAUAUAGAGUACAAGAAUCCA